UUCUAAAAAAACUCCCAAACGGCAUACACCCUAGAACGCUCGACUCCAACGAAACGAUGAUGGAAAAUUUGGAUAUGAAUUUUCAAAUCAAACGUGUACUGUGAAUCUGUGAUCUUCAAAACAGUUAUAAACCUCCGAUUCCUGCAUUUCUAUCUUCUUAUCAACGCAAGUAAUGAACGAUCCAAUAUUCAAAACCCUAACACCAUCGCAGUUCAUCACAUUCACAGUCCCAAAUCCCGUUAACCACCCCUGCUACCUCAACACUCCAAGGCUUCGCGUCGCCGUACUCGAUUCUCCGGUAGCUGUUGCUGCCGAUUACCUCCCAAAAGUCGCCGCCAUGAUUGUACCGGACCAGCGGGAAACAGACUGGAACUUCUGUACCGAGUCUGGUCAUCUUCAGCUUCUAUUUAACAUCCCUGGCCUUUCCCGUCUCAUCCUAAUCGGUAAUGAUCUCCCGCCUAAUCCAGAACCCCCCGUUUACAUUCGCCCUCCGGUUACUGAUACUGUUGAUAGAGAGAAACUAGAAGACGAAAUACAACCGCUUGUAAUGGCUUUGCAUCCCAAAGUGUGUUUUCAGAAAGGUUUGCCAAAUCUCCUAUUCUUGACAUAUGAAGAUGAUGUGUUGUAUCGUGUGAUUAUAGCUAGAUUUGUAGGCCCCUUCGUUGGUGAGUUUGUUGUUGAAGAUGUUGAAAUGGAAAGUAAUAAUGAUAGCGAUAAAAAACUCCGGAGGAGAUUGAGGUUUAAAAGAAUGCCUAAUUUGAUUCAAUCGCAGGUCCCUCUUAUCCCCAUUCUCGAUGAUGGCCAGAGUAAUACAAAGUUAGACUUGGAAAGUUUGAGGAAAAUGAAGAACGCAAAGUUUGAUGUCGACACAACGGUUUUGGUUCACCCAUACUUGACUCCUAUGGUUUCUGGUCUUUUCUUGAUUGCUUCACAUCUCAAUGAGCGAAUUCAACAAGGGUUUACUUCAAGAGCUUUGUGUUUAGGGGUUGGUGGUGGUGCUUUGUUAAGUUUCUUGAACACUCAAAUGGAGUUUGAAGUUGUUGGAGUGGAGGCCGAUGAAGCUGUUCUGAGUGCUGCAAAACAGUAUUUUGGGUUAAACAAUGGGAAAUCUAUCCAACUAAUUGUUGGAGAUGCAAUAGAAGUGAUUCAGAACUUUGCGACAAAAGGUGACACAGAUGAUUCACAGGUUAGUUUUGAGGGUUUAGAUGAUAAAUUUGAUGUAGUUAUGGCUGAUUUGGAUUCAAGUGAGGCUCGAAAUGGAAUUAGUGCUCCACCACCAGAAUUUAUUAAAAAAUCUGUUUUUCAAGCUGUGAGAUUACUUCUUCAUGAUCAUGGUGUCCUUAUCAUCAAUGUGGUUCCUCAGAAUGAGGUGAUCUAUAUGAAAUUGGUUCAAGAACUUAAGGAUGCUUUUCACAAGGUUUAUGGAAUAGAUGUUGGGAAUCAAGAUAAUUUUGUUCUUGUGGCCACUUUAUCACCAUCUUCUUCCAAUGAUCAUGAGAAUGCUUUCUUGAAGAGGUUGAGAUCUGUUAUUCAGGGAGCUUAUAUGGACUCCAUAGUGGAAUUGUGAAACAUGAUAUUGGCAUCUCAAAGAGCCUCUUCUUGUACAAAUGCAAUUCCCAGAACAGGUUUGUGAUCAACAAUAUUAGACCAUGUUGUUCAUUGGUCCUUAACAAUGUUGAAUUUAGAGUUGAAAACAUGUAGUUGAAGCCUUGAAGGUUGCAUUUUCUGGAAGUAGCUUUGUACUUCUCAAUAUAAAUGAUAGAAAAGCUGACAACAUACAGGUAAAUAGCAUAGUAGUCAAAAUCAUUAGAUUCACAAUGCAAUCCAUAUCAUGUAACAUAGUUGAAUUCUUGAUCAACUGUAACAUAUCAUUAUUUGAACUUUGGAAAAAUUCAAUACCUUCUAACAAGAUGACCAUAAUACGCCA
This is a messenger RNA of Lactuca sativa (garden lettuce), 1927 nucleotides long. RefSeq lists its product as uncharacterized. The record is from RefSeq and is a predicted model, not a curated record. Lineage: Eukaryota; Viridiplantae; Streptophyta; Magnoliopsida; Asterales; Asteraceae.